AUGAGUUACGCAAGCAGAUCGAAGAAGUCCUACAACGGAUUCAGGACAACGGACUCAGACCUCGCCAGGAAAAAUGUGAGUUUUUUGACUUCAGUAAAGUAUCUGGGUUUUAUCUUUGACGCCACUGGCCAACAUCCGGACCCUGAGAAUAUCCAUGCUAUUCAACAAAUCCCGUCUCCCAAAGAUGUUCCCUCAUUGCGCUCCUUCUUGGAACUAAUCAGCUAUUACUCGGCUUUUCUACCGUCGAUGAACAAUGUCCGACCACCUCUAAAUCACAUGCUUGGAAAGGACGUACCUUGGGUUUGGUCGGACGACUGCGAGACGGCUUUCUGUCAACUCAAAUCAAUGCUCAGUUCGGACCUGCUGCUUACCCAUUAUAAGCCACGCCUACCAAUUGUUGUUGCAGCUGACGCCUCCGCCAAGGGCAUCGGAGCCGUCAUCGUCCACGUCUUCCCUGACGGCACAGAAAAAGCCAUAAUGCACGCAUCCAGGUCGCUGACAGCGACAGAACAGCGCUACGGAAAGAUUGAGAAAGAAGCUCUCGCUUUGGUUUUCGCUGUCCGCCGUUUCCACAAAUUCAUUUAUGGUCGACGAUCUACACUGCUGACAUAA
Mesocestoides corti is the source of this 612-nucleotide messenger RNA. The record is from the annotation of a GenBank genome assembly. NCBI's taxonomy places the organism in Eukaryota, Metazoa, Platyhelminthes, Cestoda, Cyclophyllidea, Mesocestoididae.